GUUUCAUGGUUGCACCCAUCUGUUACUAUGAUGUUACUAUGGUUACAUGGGCACAACUAGGACAGUUUGCUGCAAACGGGAGACAGAACACGAGCUAAAUUACAAUUGUAAGUGAUCCGGAUCCCUCGUUAGAAUCAUCAUGGAGUCUGGGGAUAAACUGAAAGAGCUAAACAUGACAGUGGAUGAAAUCGACAGGAUGACAAAAGCUCUCAAAGAUGAAAAAUUCAGAGAAAUGCUGCAAGACUACGCCGAAGAAUUAUCAGACCCUGCGAAUAAGAAAAGGUAUGAAGAGGAGAUCUCACUGCUGGAGCAGGAGAGAGGAAACACCAUUGAGUUCAUCCACCCAGAGCCAUUCAGAUCCAUCAGGACGAGUGUGAACGGCAAGCAGAAGUGUUUCAUUAACAUCUGCAGCAAUGACAAAGUGAGCAAACCUGAGUGUAAAUCUGGGGUGUCAGAGGGGGGGCGCAGAGGACAGAACUGGUCUCUGCCUCACAGCCUGCACCCAGGGAGGGAAGACACUGAUACAAAGGGGAAAAAGAUCAUGAUCUAUGAUGUGGUUUUCCACCCUGACACUCUCCAUAUAGCAAGAAAAGACAGGAGAUUCAUGGACAUGGUGGAAAGCACAGCCAUUGAGGGAAUCCAGAAAAUGUUUAAUGUGACUCUGGAUAAAAAAAAUGUGAGGGAGAUGAGUACAAAAUACAAGGGUACACCGCAGACGUGUGUCAUCAGAAACCCAAUACCUGGGCAUAAAAUCAAAGAGGUUUCAGAGAAGCUGGAUCCUCUAGCUUUCCCGUACCCAGCUGAAAAACAAACAUCUGAGCAAACAGGAUCACAAAACAAAGAUACUAUGAGAGCUAAAGUCUUCCAGAUCCAGCCUCAGAAAACCAAAGAACCAACAAAGCCAAACUACUCAGUAAAAUACAGAUCUGUUAUAGACCUGCAGGACUUCAGGUGUUCUAGAGACUCUGCCCAAAGCCCAAGGCCCAAGGAGAUAGUGGUUACCAUUGAUGUCCCACUUCUGAAAGCAGUCGCAGACGCCAGCCUUGAGGUAACAGAAACAAAUCUGCUGCUGGAGUCCAAGAAACCCGCCUACAGACUGGAUCUACCUCUAGCCUACCCUGUGGAUGAAGACAAGGGAGAGGCCAAGUUCAGCAAGCAGAGAGGACAGCUGACUGUCACACUGCCGGUUCUGCCUUCUCGUGAAGCUUCUGACUUUGUUCUAGGGCUGCUGAAGAGUAGUGUUAGCAAUGAAGAGCUGCAGGAGAGGGAAAGCAAGGUGGAGGAGGAGAGGGAGAUCAAGAGAAGUGAUGAUGAUGAGGAGGAGACAGUAAAGGAGGAAAGUGCCAUUAAGGGAGAGAGAGGAGAGGAGAGGAUUAUGGAAGCUGAGAAAAGUGAAGAUGAGGAAAAUCUACAGCCAGGAAGGACGCUGAGUGAAGAUGGAUGUGACGGAGCAGCUGUGAACAAAUGCGUUGAUGCUUCUCCUGAAACAGAAAACAAGCCUGUUUUAGUCUCUGCUGAACAAUCAAGGAGCAAAGUCAACAAGGAAGAAGUAAAUCUGAAGACUCCAGACAUCAGAGAGGAAACUGAAACGACAGAGGAGACUCAAGAAAGGAACAAAAAGAUGGAAACAGAUGCUGCAUUAUUACAGCACAGCUCCAGUGAGGACCCCCAGACUGCUGCUGCUGCUGUGACUUCAAUGCCUGCAACACAUGAGCCUCAUAAAUCGAGCAAAGUUGAUGCAAGCCAAGCGAUCUCCUUCUCCUCUGAGGAGCUCUCCACAGGCUCGGUUGAGACAUUAGACGAAGACGAUCUGCCAAAAGAGGGAUUCUUACAAAAACCAGAGCCCAGGAACAGCAAAGCAACGCCUGCGUUAUUGAGGGAAAUCGACAAGGAUGGAAAUGAGAAGGUCAUCAGCGAUCAUUCAACAGCGGCUGGGUUCACUUUUGAAAACACCCUGAUGUUUGAGCUGGACUGAGGAUUGUGUGACAUAGGACAAAACUUUCCUGUCAGCGACUUGACUGAAAAAAUGUAUGUUCCAACAAACCAAGUGAAUCUUUUUGAUGUUCCUGAAUAAACAACUUCGGACAAUGUAA
This is a messenger RNA of Notolabrus celidotus (New Zealand spotty), 2093 nucleotides long. RefSeq names its product dynein axonemal assembly factor 2 (gene dnaaf2). The record is from RefSeq and is a predicted model, not a curated record. The coding region runs from base 140 to 1975 and encodes 611 amino acids. Gene Ontology annotation, cellular component: cytoplasm. NCBI's taxonomy places the organism in Eukaryota, Metazoa, Chordata, Actinopteri, Labriformes, Labridae. Gene Ontology annotation, biological process: axonemal dynein complex assembly. The transcript has 3 exons.